This is a messenger RNA of Triticum urartu, 1701 nucleotides long. Its product is annotated as Ubiquitin-like superfamily protein. Lineage: Eukaryota; Viridiplantae; Streptophyta; Magnoliopsida; Poales; Poaceae. The record is from RefSeq and is a predicted model, not a curated record.
AUGGAACGCCAACCCCUAUGAGUUCUCCACUUCUCCUAAGAACAGAGGUACGAUAGAUAACCCCCGUCCCAAUUCAAAUCCGCCAAAUCUGGUAAGACGACCGCCACGCCGCUUUCCCUCCCCCGCCUCCCUCCCAAACCCAAUUCACCUCCUCGUCCGCCUUCUUCGAAAUACCGCCAAAUCAAACCGAGAGCAAUCGAAAUCCCAAAUCCCACCUCUCGAAUUUAGCCCAGGCAUUCCCAAAUCGCGCGGUUCUGAUGCCGAAGGCGCACGAGGAGGAGGUGCCGGCGGCGGGGGCGGACAGCGAGGAGCUCGAGCCGCUCUUCGACUACUCCCGCGUGCAGCCCACCAUCGACUUCUGCUUCGACGAUUCCGACCUCGAGAAGUCGGACAUCUUCGUCCACUGCAACAAGCGCCCCAAGGUGCCCGCCGCCGCCGCCGACGACGCGAACGCUGUCGAGGGGGGUAAGGCUAACGAGAAGGGCGACGCCGGCAUAAAGAAGGCCACGGUGGUGAAUUUGGAUGAUGAGGAUUGGCUGGCUCCGCCGCCGCUGAAGCCUGUGCUUAGCACUGAAGUAUGCAAGGAUAAAACGAUGCACGAGCUGAGAUUAAAGAAACAAGAGGUAGAAAAACUGUCUGAUGAUGCAUUUGAAAAGGUUGUUGAAACUGUUAAGAAAGACAUGGCAGCCAAGAAGCCGCCUGAACCUAUAGUUCUUGAUGAUCCAACUGAAUCAGAGACUAAGAAAUCCAAAGAAAAGAUCUGCAUAAUGGUUCAGGAAAAGGAUGGAAGGCAGCAGUUCCGUGUAUGCAAGGAUGAGAAGUUCGACAAGCUUUUCAAAGCGUAUGCUAAGAAGGUCCAGGUCAGCCCAUCCGAUCUGACUUUCGUAUUUGAUGGCGACAAAAUAAACCCAGCAAGUACACCCCAGGACCUUGACCUGGAGGAUGAAGACAUGAUUGAGGUGCACCAUAAGCCAACUCUAGGCAAGCCAGCUGAAGCAUACGUGAAGAAAUCGCGAGAAAAGAUACUUAUAAUGAUUCAGGACAAAGAUGUGAAGCUGCAGUUUCGUGUAUACAAGGAUGAGAAAUUUGACAAGCUUUUCAAGGUGUAUGCUAAGAAGGUUCAACUCAAGCCAUCUGAUCUGAUUUUCAUAUUCGAUGGUGACAAAAUAAACUCGGCUAGUACACCCCAGGACCUUGACUUGGAGAAUGAUGACAUGAUUGAGGUGCGCCACAAAUCCCACUGAUGGCUAGGAGCUUGGCCCGGAGUUAUCUCAAUCUGUAGUUUUGGGCGUCCCUGAGUGGGAUGUUGUUUGGAGGUUGACCUGUUUUCCUUUGUGGUCAGCUGCUCAUAAGGUCAGCUCAACUUUUGCUAGUGUUAGCUUCUUUUACAUGUUCAUGUCUAUGCCCGCAAUAGACAUAUCAAACAUGCAAUUGUAUGUAGAGCAUGCUUCUUUCCAGCCUGUCUGAUAGAUGCCCCCCCACACACACACGCCUUUUGCUCUGUAUUUCACAACGUGAGAUGGUUAGAAUUUUACUAUGAAGUAUUUGAGCGGUGUAUCUUAGUGUACAGACAGGAUUUGCUUGUAUCAAUUUCACGUUAAGUGGACGACUGCGCAAAUCCAAAGUUCCUAAUCACACGGCUCUACCUGUAUGGAUAAUUUCGUUUCUGGAUUCUAUAGGAUAGUUGUCCAGCGGAUGUAA